AUGCGCUCUACGACUCGCACGAGAUGCCGCCAUACGUUGCAAUUGAACUCUCGUCGAGAAUUGGCUACGGUAGCCAACUCUAGGCCCUUUGAUGUUAUCGUCAUUGGUGGCGGUCAUGCUGGUGCUGAAGCAUGUGCCGCGGCCGCGCGAACUGGAGCAAGAACCGCACUGAUUACACCAAAGAUCGAAAACAUUGGAACUUGCUCCUGCAAUCCUAGCUUUGGUGGCAUCGGAAAGGGUACAAUAAUACGAGAAAUCGACGCUCUUGAUGGUCUAGCUGCAAGAAUUAUCGACAAGGCAGGUGUACAAUUCCACAUGCUGAAUCGCAGCAAGGGACCAGCUGUUUGGGGUCCUCGUGCUCAGAUCGACCGACAGUUAUACAGGCGAUAUAUGAAGGAGGAGCUUGAAGCAUACGCGAAUCUCUCGAUCGUGCUCGCCAGCGUUUCGGACAUUGUCGUAUCGGACCUUCAUGAUUCCACAGCUCUGGGAUCAUCGAAGUCCAUAUCUGGAGUGCGAUUAGACUCUGGUCAAGUUCUUCCCACAAACAGGGUCGUCAUUACCACAGGCACUUUCUUGGGUGGUGAAAUACACGUCGGCCUCCAGAGCUACCCAGCAGGGCGCCUGGAUGAAGCAGCCACAUUUGGUUUAAGCAAGUCGCUUCGAACCGCAGGUUUCCGGCUUGGAAGGCUCAAGACCGGCACACCCCCCCGGCUGAACCGAGAUACAAUUGACUUUGGUGAGCUAGAGGUGCAAUAUGGAGACUCGCCGCCUAGUCCGUUCUCUUACUUGAAUGGCAGUGUCUCUGUUGUAGAUCAACUGACCUGCAGCAUUACGCACACAAACGAUGCAACACACCGGAUUGUUCGUGACAAUCUCGAGAACACUGUCCAUAUUCGAGAGACAAUUAGGGGUCCGAGGUACUGCCCGUCCCUAGAGUCCAAGGUAAUUCGUUUCCCAGACAAAGAACGGCAUAUAGUGUGGCUCGAGCCAGAAGGUUUUGACAACCCAGUUAUAUAUCCAAACGGUUUAUCAAUGACUAUACCACCUGAAGCUCAGGAGCAGGCACUUCGAACCAUCAGGGGCCUUGAGCGAGUGGAAAUGCUGCAACCUGGCUACGGCGUGGAAUACGACUACAUCGAUCCUCGUGGACUCAAAUCCACCCUCGAGACAAGGUUAAUUUCCGGUCUAUACUUGGCUGGGCAGAUCAAUGGCACCACCGGUUAUGAGGAAGCCGCUGGUCAAGGCAUCGUCGCUGGAAUCAACGCAGGACGAGCUGCUAUAGGACUGCCUGAAUCGACAAUUUCCAGAUCUGAGGGUUAUAUUGGCAUAAUGAUUGAUGACCUGGUUACUAAAGGUGUUACGGAACCUUAUAGGAUGUUUACGUCCAGGAGUGAAUUUCGCAUGGCAGCCAGAGCUGACAAUGCUGAUUUCCGUCUCACCAAGAAAGGUCGGGACUUGGGGGUGGUCUCCGAUACCCGCUGGACCACAUUCUCAGACGAGCGUCAGCAAAUUGAGGAUCUCACCAGAAUAUUGAGUUCAAAAUCUUUCACAUCAAUGCAAUGGUCGGAACAGGGUUUUCAUCUAAAGAAGAACUCCCAGCGGCGGACUGGUAUUGAUAUGCUUCGAUUGUCAAAUACCGGCGCUCGAAUUGGCCUGGAGCAACUGAGCACUUCUAUUCCCGAGAUUCAUUCUUACGCGGCUCGUAUCAGAGACCGUGUCACCAUUGAAGCAAUGUAUGCACCAUAUAUCAAGAUGCAAGCUGCAGAGCGGGGUCUAUUCAGCUGUGAUGAGAGCGUUCGCCUACCUUCAGACAUCAAUUAUGAUGCUGUCCCUGGCCUGGCCUUGUCCGAAAGGGAGGUUCUGAAUUCCACACGCCCGGAAACUCUGGCACAAGCUCGUAGAGUUGAAGGUGUUACACCAACGGGAACUCUUAGGCUCUUGGCACAUAUUCGCCACCGGUCCAUUGCCCGUGUCUGA
Messenger RNA from Pochonia chlamydosporia 170, 1977 nucleotides. Its product is annotated as mitochondrial translation optimization protein. The transcript is spliced from 3 exons. Gene Ontology annotation, cellular component: cytosol. Bases 1 to 1977 code for a protein of 658 amino acids. The record is from RefSeq and is a predicted model, not a curated record. Gene Ontology annotation, molecular function: flavin adenine dinucleotide binding. NCBI's taxonomy places the organism in Eukaryota, Fungi, Ascomycota, Sordariomycetes, Hypocreales, Clavicipitaceae. Gene Ontology annotation, biological process: tRNA wobble uridine modification; tRNA methylation.